AUGGGGCGCAGGACUCGCCAUCCUCCUCCCCCAUUGAAGCAGACCCGCCGUCGCCAACGGCUCAGCUGUGUCGAGUGCACGCGACGCCGCCAGAAAUGCGAUCGCCAGAUUCCCUGCAGUCUCUGCGUCUCCCGCGGCAUCCCCCACCUAUGUCGCUGGGAGCCUCUCGUCCAGCGCCCCGCCCCCCAGCGGCCCCCUGACGGCGCCCCAACCUCGCCCGCCCAGAGCACUAUCGCCGCCCUCACCGCUCGCAUCACCCUCCUCGAGGAGACAAUCACCCGCCAGAACAAACUCAUCUCUGGCCAGCACUCUGAUCGCCUGACCUGGUCUCUCGACGGCGAUACCAUGGUGCCCCCAGAAUGGCGCACAGUCGACACUCCCGACGAGGAAGCCCCGCCCGAACCCUCCGCAGAGGAUCCUGAUUUGUUUUAUUUGCAAUCAUCCGACCCUCCCGGUGACUCCACCGAAGACGGCGGCCCGUGCGAGUCCGACGUACAGCUCGCCGCCGUCGAGAUGGCUCGUCUCACCCUCGCUCCCUCGGACGAGUACAUCGGCACUGGCACGAUCGUCUGUGCGAUCCACAAGCUGGGCAACGUCAACCGAAUCCGCUUUCCGCACGCCGGUGCAGGCUCGGCCCCUCUGAGCAAUCCCAUCCAGCCAGGCGAAUCUUCCAUGUCAGAACCCAUCCGCCGACUCAUCGCCGGCCUGCCCUCCCGCUCCUCCCUCGAGACUCUCAUCGACGGUUUUUUCGCCGAGCGCAAUUUCGUCCUCGGCAUCCCCGAACAGUGGUUCCGCAGCGCAUGCCAGCAAAUGUGGGCCCACCUCGACCUGCGCUGCGUCGGCCCCGCCUGCCACGCCGCCGGUGGCUGCCCCGCUUGUACGCGCGAGAUCAACCCGCACUGGCUGCUGCUCCUCUACAGCGUCAUCACGCUCGCCCCCCGCCGGUUGCUCGGCCCUACCGCGGAGACGUACUUCUGGCGAGCCAUGGACGCCCGCCGUUUGAUCGAAGACGUCGCGCUCUCCUCCCCGACAUACGCGUGGGCGACGAAGCAGAGCAUGUCCCAUGGCGUGACCCUUAGCUGCAUCGCCGCUGCUUGCUACUGCUGCUAUCUGACAGAUCACGGCCGCGUCAGCGACGCCUGGAAGCUUAUAGGCAUGACGAUUCGUAUGGCCCAGGCCGUCGGACUUCACCGCGAUCCAGGAUGGCACAAGUGGGAAGCCAUGGACAAGGUGGAGCGGGAGCUACGCUCGCUGAGCUGGUGGUAUCUGGCAUCCUCCGAUAGGAUAUACUCACUUGUACUCGGGCGGCCUCGCAUGCUCAUCGCCGACUCCUUUGACGUCAAGUUGCUUCCUGGCACACACAACGGAGACGGGUCGGAGAACCCGCACGUGCACUAUCAGCAGUCCUUCAUCAUACUGAUGGAGUUAUUGGAGAAAACUCAGGCAACGCCGUACUCAGCCGUGGAGGAUCUCGAAGCGCAAUAUGACCAUUGGCUCUCCAAAAUGCAUCCAUCUAUCAACUUCCGCAAUCCUGAGCCCUUGAAUCCCAAUCCUACGACCCAACAGCGCAUACUGACAUUGCAACGACACUUGUGUGGCAUAUACUACCACGCCGGUCUCCUCAGCCUCCAUCGCCCAUAUUCCCUCCUCCCCUCCGCCUCCCCGUCUGCAUCGAACAAGCCCGCGGCAGUCAACCCCUCGAACCAGCGCUGCAUCGAGCUCGCGAUAGCGCAGGUCCGCUUCAUCUGCGACGCCGCCGACGAAGCCGCCGCGCUGCGCGAGCCCGAGCCGUCCCCGGUGCACACCCUCUUCUACUACACCUACUUCGCCUUCGACGCCGCGGUCGCGCUGGCCGUCGCGCUCGCGCAGAACCCGCCGCUCGAGCACGGCCGCGAGUACCUCGCGCUCAUCGACCGCGCGAUCAAGCACCUCGAGGACUCCCGCGCCGCGAACGUCGGGUUCGUCAUGCAGGGCGAGAUCGGCAUCGCCGACCGCGCGCUCACGAUCCUCGCCGCGCUCCGCAAGCGCGGUCGCUGGGACGCCCGCUUCGGCGACAGCGCGCCCCGCCCCGACAGCGCCCCGCGCUGGCCCCAGCACCGGCCACGGGCCCCUCCCCGCCGACCCCUCCCAGUUCGGUCUGGGCGGACAGACCCCCGCGCCCGCCUUCGCCCCCUCCUCCUCCAACGCCCCCGCGUCCACCCCGCGCCGGCCCCCACUGCCCGCGGCGGCGUCCGUGCGCGGCCGGGGCCCGCGUCCGUCUUCCCGCUCGCGUUCUCCCCGCCGGGCCUGCACAUCCACGCGUCCUCGGCGCAGCCGCCGCCGCCGCCGCCCGGGGCGUUCCCCUACGGCUCCUUCAUGGCGAACCCGGCCCCGGCCGACUUCGGGCUGCGCUCGCAGCGCGCGGGCGGGCAGCCGCAGCUGCCGAUCAUGCCGUUCGACAUGCUGCAGCACAGCGGGAACCCAGAGAUCGACUGGACGGCGCUCAUGGGCGCGUCGGGGUGGAACGUGAACGUCCCGUUCAUGGGCGAGCGGGGCGUGGGGUCGUAG
Epithele typhae is the source of this 2547-nucleotide messenger RNA. RefSeq lists its product as uncharacterized. Bases 1 to 2547 code for a protein of 848 amino acids. Gene Ontology annotation, molecular function: zinc ion binding; DNA binding; DNA-binding transcription factor activity, RNA polymerase II-specific. The record is from RefSeq and is a predicted model, not a curated record. The transcript is spliced from 9 exons. Gene Ontology annotation, biological process: DNA-templated transcription; regulation of DNA-templated transcription. Lineage: Eukaryota; Fungi; Basidiomycota; Agaricomycetes; Polyporales; Epitheliaceae.